Pundamilia nyererei is the source of this 1381-nucleotide messenger RNA. RefSeq names its product short chain dehydrogenase/reductase family 39U, member 1 (gene sdr39u1). The record is from RefSeq and is a predicted model, not a curated record. The coding region runs from base 114 to 1022 and encodes 302 amino acids. NCBI's taxonomy places the organism in Eukaryota, Metazoa, Chordata, Actinopteri, Cichliformes, Cichlidae. The transcript has 6 exons.
CCAAUCAGUUGUUUGCCAACCGCCAAUAAUACGUAAAAGAAGAAGAAGAAGAAAAGGGACUGUACGGUGGGGUUCAGAGAUAUAACUCAAGGUUAAAGGGCAAGCUUCCGGCCAUGAGAAUUUUAAUAGGAGGGGGAUCUGGCUUCGUUGGCCGUGAGCUUACCCGCCUACUUAGGGACAAAGGUCAUGAGGUGACACUGAUAUCACGCCAGCCUGGUCCAGGGAAGAUAACAUGGGGUGAGCUGGAGUCUCAGGGUCUCCCACCGUGUGAGGGUGCCGUCAACUUGGCUGGAGAGAAUCUCAUAAACCCACUGCGAUGGUGGAAUGAAAGCUACAAAAAAGACUUGUUCUCCAGUCGCGUUGACACAACUAAAGCUCUUUCUCAAGCCAUCGCUGCUUCCUCCAGUCCUCCUCACUCUUGGGUGCUGGUGUCAGGUGUAGCUUGCUAUAAACCCAGUCUAACAGCUCAAUACACAGAAGACAGUGAAUGGACUCCGUUUGACCUUCUCUCAAGACUUGUCAAAGAGUGGGAAGCAGCAGCACUACUUCCUGAAAAUGUGGCAAAAACCACCAAACAAGUCAUCAUCCGGCCUGGGGCAGUGCUGGGUCGUGAUGGUGGGGCCAUGAAGCAGAUGCUGCUGCCGUUCUGGCUCGGCCUCGGGGGUACCCUGGGAUCUGGAAGACAACCAUUUCCCUGGAUCCACGUUUCAGACCUGGCAGGAAUCAUUGUCCGCGCACUGGAGCCCCCUGCUGACACUCCACCCUCCUCAUCACCACAAGUGUUCAACGGAGUCGCUCCGGCUCUCAACACCAACUAUGAAUUCACUAAAGAAUUGGGUCGGGUCUUGAGGCGGCCCACCAUCUUUCCUGUACCUGGCUUUGUCAUGAACGCCCUGCUGGGUUCGGAGAGGGCCGUGAUCCUUACUCAAGGUCAGAAAGUCAUACCUAAGAGGACUUUGGAGUCUGGAUUUCAGUACAACUACCCUGACUUGACCUCAGCUUUGAAGGAGAUUGUUAAUUAACAAGAGAGUACGGCGGUUCAUUUUUACUGUAAUACAAGAAUAAACAAAUGAGCCUAAACGAGUCAUUGAAAAUGAAUCCCAGGAUCAUGACUCAGUAAAAGACUGUUGUAAAUUACUUAUUCAUCAGAUCUGUGUACUGAUGAACUGUUGUUUCUCAUAUUGCUAAAGAGCAGUUAUGGGAUCAUGUUUGAAAAACUGUUUUAAAUAAAAUGUCAUGCUUUGCUUUAAAGCGUUUCUCCGCAUUCGGGACAAUAACAAGCGGCUUUAAGCCUUUGCUUACAUUUAGAAAGCACUGGGACAUGAUUGUUGAUACGGAAGUGUUUCUGUAAAAUAAAUCUGACAGAGUUGAGUCUUGAUAA